AUGCCGAGCCGCCCCGACGACUACGAGGUGCUGCUCACCAUCGGCGCCGGCUCCUACGGGAAGUGCCGCAAGGUGCGCCGCAAGGCCGACGGCAAGAUCUUGGUAUGGAAGGAGCUGGACUAUGGCACCAUGACGGAGUCGGAGAAGCAGAUGCUCGUGUCGGAGGUGAACUUGCUGAGGGAGCUGCGGCAUCCGAACAUCGUGCGCUACUACGACCGCAUCAUCGACAGGAGCAGCACCACGCUGUACAUCGUCAUGGAGUACUGCGAUGGGGGCGACCUGGCCAGCCUGAUCGCCAAGUGCGCCAAGGAAAGGCACUUCUUGGACGAGAGCUUUGUUCUCAAAGUGUUGGCUCAAUUAACACUGGCCUUGAAGGAGUGUCACAGACGGAGCGAUGGUGGAGUCACUGUGCACCGUGACCUGAAACCAGCAAAUGUCUUUCUAGAUGGCAAGCAGAAUGUGAAACUUGGAGAUUUUGGACUGGCUAGGAUAUUGCACCAUGACACCAGCUUUGCCACAACGUUUGUUGGCACUCCAUAUUACAUGUCUCCAGAACAAAUGAAUUACAUGUCAUACAAUGAAAAAUCUGACAUCUGGUCACUAGGAUGCCUCAUGUAUGAAUUAUGUGCUCUCUCGCCUCCAUUUACAGCUUCCAACCAAAAGGAGCUGGCAGAAAAGAUAAAGGAAGGGAGGUACAGGCGAAUACCAUAUCGUUACUCAGAUGAGCUGAACGACCUUCUCAAGGAGAUGCUGAAUGUAAAGGAUUACUGCCGACCCUCUGUUGAAGAUAUUCUGCAGCACCCCUUGAUAGAAGCCGUGGUGACAGAAGAACAAAAACAAAAUUUGGAUAGAAGAGGCGUGAAAUCAUGGGAGUCAGACAGAGUGCAAUACUCAGAAGCUGCAAUGAAUGAGCUGAAACGGAAGGAGCAACAAUUACAGGAGCGAGAGCAAGCCAUUAAAGAGAGAGAACAACGUCUGGAGCAGAGAGAACGGGAGCUCUGUAUUCGGGAGAGACUGGCAGAGGACAAACUUGCUAGAGCGGAAAGCCUGAUGAAGAGGUACAAUGCCCGCAAGCAGGAGGUAACAUGCGCAGAAGGACCAGAAGUGACUAUCAAAGCAGAAAAGGACACAAGUUUAAAUCCCCUAGACAAUAACGUACUCCCGCUUCCCCUUUCUACAACCAAGAAGAGCUCACUCCUUGAUAGAAGUGAAGAGAAAGCUGUGCCUCAUAAUAUGGAAAACUAUUUCCUUUCCAAAGGAAAAAACUCUGAUCUCAAAAGUCGUCUAUAUGCUGCAAAUCUACGGGCUCAAGCUCUGGCUGAACUGGAAAAAAGCUAUCAACUAAAGAGCAGACAAAUCCUGGGCAUGCGCUGA
Molecule: messenger RNA, 1374 nt
Organism: Catharus ustulatus (Swainson's thrush)
Lineage: Eukaryota; Metazoa; Chordata; Aves; Passeriformes; Turdidae
Gene: NEK2
Product: NIMA related kinase 2
Exons: 10
Coding region: 1-1374 (457 amino acids)
Biological process (GO): chromosome segregation; protein phosphorylation
Cellular component (GO): centrosome; nucleus; cytoplasm
Molecular function (GO): protein kinase activity; ATP binding
Source: RefSeq, a predicted model, not a curated record